Messenger RNA from Ustilaginoidea virens, 198 nucleotides. RefSeq lists its product as uncharacterized. Lineage: Eukaryota; Fungi; Ascomycota; Sordariomycetes; Hypocreales; Clavicipitaceae. The transcript has a single exon. The record is from RefSeq and is a predicted model, not a curated record. The coding region runs from base 1 to 198 and encodes 65 amino acids.
AUGGCUGGACAAUCCCCACAGGGUCGCCAGCCUGGAGGCUUGAGGCUGGAGGCUGGAGGCGGGUGCUGGCUGCUGGCUGCUGGCUGCUGGCUGCUGGGGUCAACCGAGUCCAGUCUGGAAGCUCAGGUUGGCCUUGGCUGCGCCAUCGGAUUGACAUUGGAUCAUUGGCUGCCAGGCUGCAACCAGACUCGUCACUGA